AUGUCGUCCAACGGCGCCGGCAAUAGCAAGUGGCCUGAUUUCCGGCUUGCGUCGACCCUCUGGUCCCUCAUGGGCUCACCGUCCAACGGGCCAGAUAAGCAAACUCCCACCGACCGUGCCGAGAAUCACGACCACGACCGCGAGCAACACCAAGAGAAGAACCCAGACGCCGACCGCGACGGCGAGCCGCAAGAGUCAUAUACGCCCGCCCAAGCGAUGAUGGAUUCCGGAGAGCAGGCAAUUGACGGCCUGGGCGGCUUCGAUGGCUUCGAGCACGACCCCCAGGUCGACACAGAGGAAGGCGCGCAAGAAGACGACUUUGGCGCGCUCGAGAUGUUCGACAGCAACGCUGCACAAGCUCCCUACUCCUCGCAAGUGAACGACGCGUCUUUUGACAACCGGGCCCCCGAGGCGAUCAUGGAUGAGGAUACACCUUCAUCCCAGAACCGAAAAUCCAAACGCGACAAGAAGGAGCGCAAGAAGAAGGGAACCACCACCGAUAGUGCAUCUCCCCAGAUCCCGACCGAGGAAGAAUCUUCGCGCAAGCCCAGAAAGUCCAAGAGAAAGGCUGCCUCGCCAGUCGAGAUCCCCGACAGCCUCGGCGAAAACAAUACAUCGACUGCCGACCAGGCCCAGCUCCAGGAAGCCUCAGCUGUUGAUCUAAAUGAAGAAAACACCGUCCCUGCUACACAGCCAAAGCGCAAGCGCAAGGCCUCUGAUUCCACCGAUGGGAAGCAACGCAAGAAGCGGAAGCCCCAUGAUGACGAGGCUGAGUCCCAAGACGUCGUACAGGGAACACAGGAAGGUGAGGAGCCUUUGACGGCUGAACAACUCAACGGCCGCGACACUCAGGCCGCCUCAUUUCUACACACCAGAAACGCGACUCGUGCGGAUGCAAUCUAUGAUGAUACUGCAGACAGUGCCCCCGAUUCACCCAACGAUGCUCGCCUGCAGCUACGUGAAGCUCGUUCACGAGAGGGUAGUGCCCCUGUCAACGCACAUCAGGACGAGAUGGAUGUCGAUGCACCUAUCUCUCAGCAAAACCCUGGCGAUGUCACCGAUCGAGAUCUAGGCACCGACUCGUUCGCACUUAACGGCUCCGCCAACGCCGCUGACCAUGAUGUCGAGAACCUAGCCAGAGAAGCAUGGAAUGAGCAUGUCAAUGGACAAACCCACCCUGAAAGUCAAGACCCCUAUGGCCAGCCAGAUAUGGAGAUCCCAACUUCAGCUCAACGUCCCCAAGCUCACGAUGUAUACGACGUUCCUGGCAGUCCCAUUCAGACCCCCCAUCCGCCCAGCACCGCCCCCAAGAGAACGCGGUCUUCGGCCAAGGGUUCUUCGAAGAAGGCCAAGCCCACAUACUUUGAAAAGUCACCAUCUCCAGAGGUACAGCAAGAUGGACUUGCUCCCCUGCCAUCACCUUCUGCCACGACACCCAAGCCUCGAGGUCGAGCUAAGAAGGCCACAAGACGUAGAAAGGUCGAGCCCCAAACAUCCCAGCCCAUGCCAGAUGACGAUGAGGAGGGUGAAGAGAGCAGUCAAGCGCGUCGCAACCGAAUGUCCGGUUACACCCAGGGCCGCUUCAGCGACCAAGAGCUCGGCCGUAUCGCACAAGCAGUUGAGAGCUACCGGGUAGAACACGACAUGCAGCAGUACCAGCUCAACGAGAUGAUCCACGCCCCUGGAGGCACAACUGCCGGCGAUGAGCAUGCUGCCCUCUGGAUGCGCAUCUUUGAGACUUGCCCAGACCGACACCGACAGAAGAUCAUCAACAUUACUCGCAAGAAAUUCCACAACUUUGUUGCUCGUGGUACCUGGACCGUUGAGCAGGACACUGAACUUCGCGACCUGAUCGAGAUCCAUGGCACAAAGUGGUCCAAGAUUGCUGCCAUCAUCAACCGCCACCCCGAAGAUCUUCGAGAUCGCUACCGCAACUACAUUGUUUGUGGAGACUCCCAGCGAAAGGACGCCUGGGACGAGACGGAGGAGGGCAACCUCACACAGUAUGUGAUGGAAGCUAUGGGCGCCAUUGACGAGUUGCGACGCAUUCAACCAUCCCGUGAGCUGCUUAAGAAGCCUUACGAGGAGCUCAUCGAUUGGCAAAACAUCAGUGAGCGUAUGAUGAGAACACGAAGUCGACUCCAAUGCAUCACCAAGUGGAAGGCCAUGAACAUCAAGACCCAUGGUAAGGACAAGCUGGUAUCAACUCAACCUGAUGCUCCCAUCACGUUCCGUCUGGAGAAGGCCCGCCGGCAAAUUCAGUCGAUGCCCGAGGAGGAGCGUUACCGCAUGAUCAUGGCGAUCCAAAGCUCACCCGCCAUGGAUGAAGCAAAGAUUCCCUGGCAACGGUUGGUUGACAAGCGAUUCCGCAACAGCUGGCAUCGUCCGACCCAGAUGCUUCUGUGGCGACGCCUCAAGCAGACCGUCCCCAAUUGGCAAGAGAAGAGUGUGCGAGACUGCGCCCAGUUUCUCACAGACCUCUACAACCAGACCGGCCAGCUUCCCAACGUCGAUGAUGACCAUUUCGACGACGCCGAUGAGAUGGUGUUUUUGAACACUAUUCCCAAGGCCACCGUCCCCGGCUCACAACACGCGAAUCACAAUGCCGAUCCCGUUAGUGACGCUUUCAUUCGCGAGGAGGAAAAUGUUGAGCCCCAGUUGGGCGAAUACCCCGUUCCCGAUGAGCAUAUUCAGCCUGACUUGCCGAUCGAGCCAAUGGACCAUGUCGAAUCAUCUGUGCCCAUGGCCAUGAUGGAGCCGGCCGCUCCCGAUGCCCCUAUUGCGCCUAUCGAAUCCGCCGACAUUGAUAUGGUUGAUCCAGCUCUCGCCAUGGAGUCCAUUGAGACUAAUCAAUCCGUAGAGGCUGUAGAGACGGCCCAGCCUGAAGAGACACCCCAGCCUGAGGAGACUGUCCGAUCCGAGGAGCCUACUGAGACUCUCGAUUAUGUCGAGCCCGCUCCCCCCAAGGCAACUCGCACCGCGAAGAGGACAGGAAUGGGCAGGGCGAAGGCACCAAAGGCCCCCAAGGCGCCUCGCAAGUCGACAGUCAAGUCCACACCUUCCAAGCCUACUCCCGCCAAGCGAAGCUCUCGACGUCACACAGCUGCCUACCAGGACCCUACUGAGGAUACUGGGGCGCAAGCUGCCGAGGCACAAGAGGUUGAGCAGCCGCGCCUGCGUAAGAGAAGGGUCCUCUCCAGGUUCCGCUCUAUCAAUGCCGUCGAAGAGGUUGACCCCAACGAUUCGGACAGCGUGAUGGAUGAUAUGGAGGAUCUUCCUGCCCGUGUCACUGUCUAA
This is a messenger RNA of Fusarium falciforme, 3297 nucleotides long. RefSeq lists its product as hypothetical. NCBI's taxonomy places the organism in Eukaryota, Fungi, Ascomycota, Sordariomycetes, Hypocreales, Nectriaceae. Bases 1 to 3297 code for a protein of 1098 amino acids. Gene Ontology annotation, biological process: regulation of DNA-templated transcription. Gene Ontology annotation, molecular function: DNA-binding transcription factor activity; transcription cis-regulatory region binding. Gene Ontology annotation, cellular component: nucleus. The transcript has a single exon. The record is from RefSeq and is a predicted model, not a curated record.